Hemibagrus wyckioides is the source of this 4024-nucleotide messenger RNA. RefSeq names its product armadillo repeat containing 3 (gene armc3). The record is from RefSeq and is a predicted model, not a curated record. Bases 573 to 3071 code for a protein of 832 amino acids. Gene Ontology annotation, molecular function: protein binding. The transcript has 20 exons. NCBI's taxonomy places the organism in Eukaryota, Metazoa, Chordata, Actinopteri, Siluriformes, Bagridae.
UUGUAUUUAGGCUGGUCUUCCUAUACCUUCAAAAAAAAAUGUUUUUUAGUUUCAAAGAUGCAUUUUAACUACAAAAUUCAGAAAGCUUCAUUUUAAAUGAUAACAACAAUAACAAAGAUCUGUAUAUAAGUUAGCAUUUACUAACAGUGGAUUAAAGAAAUAUAUAUCACUAACUUCUAUUUAAUUAUAACUAAGAUAAACAAAAAUCACUCAGACUAGGGUCUCCCCAGCAAUGUAAAAAAAACAAAAAAAAACAAACAAACAAACUUGUGAACUGUGCUGGACAACUGUGAGGAAAUCAUAGAGCAAAGUUUUCAGUGUGUGUACAGAAGUGCAGUGCUUGGGGAAUCGGCAAUAUCAGUUAACAAGAAGCAGAUUGUUAUGUAACAGAGAAGCUGCAAAUCCCUCUGCCCUGUCUUAUAGCAGAAAGGCACCACAGUGCCAUCUACAGCCUGAUGCGCGCGCCGUUUCCUAGCGACCAUGCAAUAAAUACAAGCAAACAGACCUAAAGGACAACUGUUAGCUAACUUACUUCCUGCAGGUGCAUUAAAACCCAGUGCCUUUAGGACAGAAUGGGGAAAAAAAUAAAGAAAGAAGCUGAACCACAACCCAAACAUGCAUUUGAACCUCUGCCUAUUGAGAGCAAGAAUGCUGCGACAGUGAUUCUCAUGCUACAGUCUCCUGAGGAAGAAGUGCUUGUCAAAGCCCUUGAAGCCAUUUAUAGGUUUGCAGAGAAAGGUGAUGAGAACAAGAGCUCUCUGAUGGCUUUGGGGGCAGUGGAACCCCUCACAUGCCUUAUAACACAUGACAGUAAAAUUGUUUGCAGAAACGCUUUCACGGCUCUGGGAGUCAUGGUUUCGGACAAUGAUGUCAAAAGAUUGGUCAAGAGACAAAAUAUUAUUCCAUCUAUCAUCACCAAACUGGCACCAGAAGAAGACGUUGUUAUCCAUGAAUUUGCCACUCUGCUUUUGGCACAUCUGUCUGUGGACAUGACAUGUAAGGUUCAGAUUUUCCAUAAUGAUGGACUGGAACCUCUGCUUCAUCUACUGUCCAGCCCUGAUCCAGAUGUAAAGAAAAAUUCUGUUGAAUGCAUCUACAAUCUUGUUCAGGAAUUUUCUAGUCGGGUUGCAGUGCAUAAAUUGAACGGACUCCCACCGCUACUGGAGCUGCUAAGCUCUGAAUUCCCCAUCAUUCAGCAGUUUGCUCUGCGCACUCUGGAGAGCACCAGCAAAGACAGAGACAGUCGCACAGCAUUCAGAGAACAGCAUGGAUUUGCUCGACUCCUGGAGUUUCUCACAAACAAAGAGUUUAGUGACCUCCACGUGGAAGCUCUGAAAGUCAUCUCAAACUGCAUGGAGGAUACUGAGUCCAUGCAGCUGAUUCAGGAGAAUGGAGGCCUGGAGAAGUUGCUGCAAUUUCUCACUACACCCACUGCUCAUGAUAUCCAGGCUACUGCGGUUAAAGCUAUCAGCAGAGCAGCACAGAGUAGUGAAAAUCGAAAGAUCCUACAUGAGCAAAACAUUGAAAGGGCCAUCACUGAAUUGCUUGCAGAGGAGAAUGACAGCAUACGUACUGCUGCGUGCCAGGCAGUGUCAGCCAUGAGCAAGAACCAGAGCAGCAGUGACACUUUCAGACAGUUUGAUGGGAUCAGACUUCUUGUGCAGCUGCUGAACAGUGAGGGUAAUGAGGUAAAAGAGGUUGCAGCAGAAGCCUUAUCAAGCCUUACCUACGGAAACCGGCUGAAUGCAUAUGCUGUUUAUGAAGCAGAAGGAGACAAGCUUCUUGUCCAGCUCCUACAGAAUGGCUCUCCUCCAGCAGUAGUACAUGCAACAGCUGUUCUGAACAGCAUGGCUUCACAGGAAGCGCUCCGCUGUAGCAUAAUCUCCCACGGAGCCAUGCAGGCACUACUGAAACCCCUCCACUCCACUGAUAAACCCACACUCACCAACGCCACUCAGGCUGUAGCUGCACUCGCUUGUGAUGCAGAGGGAAGGACUGAGUUAAAAAAUGUUGGAGGUCUGCCCCAACUGGUUAACCUGCUAACAUCAAAGGAUGAUGAUAUUCGCAGAAAUGCAUGCUGGGCAGUGUCGGUGUGUGCUAAUGAUGAGCCAACAGCCACAGAAAUGUGCAGAUUAGGGGCUUUGGAAAUCCUCCAGGAGAUCAACUGCUCCAUGAGCCGCAAGAAUAAGUUCAGUGAGCUAGCCCUGCAAAGGCUCUUGGAUAGUAACCUCUCGGUAAAAUACAGCCUUACAGGACGUCUCUUCCCCACUGAUAUCACUACUGACGGAUUCUAUGAUCCAGGACAGACCAAAGAUGGUCAGAGGGUUCCUGAUCUUGAAGAUAUAGCAAAGCAGGUUAUCAACCAGCAUCGAGCCACCAUAGCAGUUAAUGGAAACCCCCCAGCUGAGAUAAUUGCUGAUCCACACGAGAAGGUGAAGCAGGAGAGUCCUACAGAAGCUCACAUCUCGUCUGUAAUGAGCAGCAAAGGGAGUGUCAGAACAACUAGUAAAUCAAAAGCCAAAGGGUGGCAGGAGGAUGAGAAUGAGAAAAACGAGGAUGAGCGUAAACCCCAGCAGGAAGCUGUAGUAGAGAAGCCAUGGACACUGCCAUAUGAUGCCCAGUUGAACAAUCUGAUCAAAGAGUCCUUCAAAUCUGUUCUGCCCUUAAAUGAUGAGGUGGAAAUGUACAGUACCCUGGCUAAGUUGGUGUGUGAUGCAAUGGGUGGGCCGGUAGAUAUCGAGAAACAGCAUGAUUUUCUUUGGGAGCUUCACCUGAGUGAGCUGAAGGUUGAGAUGCAGUCAAACAUCAUUCCCAUUGGCAAGAUCAAAAUGGGAACCUACUACCACAGAGCCUUACUCUUUAAGGUUUUAGCAGACAGAAUUGGCUUGAGCUGCAGUCUGGUCAGAGGACACUACAAUCGUGCCUGGAAUGAAGUUCUGCUCCCUUCCACCACCACAAGAGCUACUGGAUUUUACCCUCAUCUUCAGACUUACAUCAUAGAUCUCAUGCACAAACCUGGAACCCUGAUGAAGUGUGGCACACCUGCUGCUGUACAGUACCAGACAAUCUGAUAAAAACACAUUAGUUCAAAGUUUACAACUUUUACGAUAGCCAUCUCUGCUCUAUGCUACAUUCAUCUAAUCCUGUUCAAUCAACAAUUCAUUCUCCAACUGACCUAUGCUAUAUUUUAAUAAUUCACUGAUAUUUCAUUCUGAUGCUGAAAUAAUUGAAUUAAAUAUAUCAGUAUCUGAUCUCACUAAUGCUUUUCGGUCUGAAUGAGUGAAAUCCACAAAGCCAUGCUCCACAAUCUAGUGGAAAGCUUCCCAGAAGCGUGGAGCAAGGGGAGGUGCCUGGAAUUAGAUAUUUAAAACAUAUCAGUGUUAUGUCCGUAAACUUUUGGCCAUAUAGUGUAUGCCUCCUGAAGGACAUCCCACAUCUUUACAAGCUGGGUAUAUCUCUUAAGAGUUUCCGAUUCAUCCCAAAGUAGUUCAGUUGUUUUUACCAGGCCAGCCUCAUGGAGCUUUUUGAUCUCGAGACAUGGCUUUAACUUCAACAAAAUGUUCCAAUCGAUCUGGGAUAUUCUGAUCUUGUAUUACAGUUUUCACUUGCAAGAACUUGGUGGUUUAGAGUAUUUGGCUAAGUCUAUCUGUGUUGCUUGAACAAAAGUUACAGAGCCGUAAUCAUCUCAGUUACUAACAUUAGCAAGCUACUGUGAUUAACUUGUGAUGCUUGGUAGCACAGUUGGUGACAAAACGCUUACAGGUUAACCCAAAAGUUGGCAAGCCAAAUAAUUCAAAAAAGAAAGUAUUUGUAAUGUGUGCAGUAAUUAUUAAACAACAACAAGAAAAUAUGUUGUCUAACGGUGUGUAUUUAUCAUAAUUUCAUAAUGUGUGACACUGUCAAUAGAUCAGUUUAAACAUGUCAAUUCACAUGAAUGGGAAGUUUCAGGUGAUUUAGGUUAUCUAGUUUUACAAUCAGGCAUCAAUAAAACUAAACAUGAAUAAAGAUAAAAUCAAAGUCACAU